Molecule: messenger RNA, 1002 nt
Organism: Cladophialophora psammophila CBS 110553
Lineage: Eukaryota; Fungi; Ascomycota; Eurotiomycetes; Chaetothyriales; Herpotrichiellaceae
Exons: 2
Coding region: 1-1002 (333 amino acids)
Source: RefSeq, a predicted model, not a curated record
AUGUCUUCUCUCUCAAUGUGCCGUCAAUGCCUCCGCAACACCCUGCGCAACCAGUAUCACCGUGCUCGACUCCAGCCACCUCUCAUCGUGCGCCGUGCAGCCUCGACGGAAGGCGGCGGCAAACCCAUCGUCCUCGAGCAGCCAGACAAAUUUCGCCCGCCCUCACAUCCCGCGCGAUUAAACCGUCCCCGGCGCCCGCCCGCGGCGUAUAACCAGGGAACGACGUCGGAGGAGAAGGAGAGGCAGAAGACCAAGUCCUACCCGCACAUGUUCCCCAACAAGGGCUCUUUUAUGCAUUGGUUCUUGACGGAUCGGUGGAUUCAUCUUUGGAUCACGAUGGGCACGCUCACGAUUCUCGCCUGCAUCACCUUCACCCAGUCAUUCAUGCGCACGUCGCCCUACGCGCAUCUGGUGCCUCCCGUAUCCUCGUUUCCGCUCCACCCCAUAAACUACAUCCGGGAAACCCUAUCCGUGCUCCGACUCCACGUCGACUACGAGACGGCCAAGACGAACGAAUCGCGGCAGCAGAAGAUCCUCGACGCCCAGAAACGCAGGCUCUACCGCCGCGCCCACGGCCUGGAGGAUCUCAACGCGGAAGAGGAUCAGGGCAUCGACGUGCGGGGUCUGGUGCCGUGGGACGACGGCUUGACGGCCAAGGAGAGGGAAAAGGGAGGCAGGGAGAUGGUUCUCACGGGCCGCGACGUGGUUGCGCUCGGGGGCGUGCCCGGGAAUGGCGGGCUGGAGGACGUGGACGAGUUCGCGCGGAAGAUGGAGACGGAGCAAGGCGAGCGGAUGAAGCUGGUCAAGGAGAAGGGAGUGGACGCCGUCGUGCGCGCCGAGGCCGAAGCCCAAGCCGGAGGCCUGACUCUCGAGGAUGCUCUUCAGCAACAGCAACAGCAACAGCUGCGAGGCCAGGAGUCGCAGGACCACGAACCCCAACAGCAGCAGCAGCAGCAGCAGCAGCAGAAGCGAAAGAGGAAGUUGUGGCUGGGCAUCUGGUGA